Psilocybe cubensis is the source of this 3432-nucleotide messenger RNA. RefSeq lists its product as uncharacterized. The coding region runs from base 1 to 3432 and encodes 1143 amino acids. Gene Ontology annotation, molecular function: RNA helicase activity; ATP binding; oxidoreductase activity. The record is from RefSeq and is a predicted model, not a curated record. Gene Ontology annotation, cellular component: P-body; cytoplasmic stress granule. The transcript has 9 exons. Gene Ontology annotation, biological process: P-body assembly; cytoplasmic stress granule assembly. Lineage: Eukaryota; Fungi; Basidiomycota; Agaricomycetes; Agaricales; Agrocybaceae.
AUGGAGCACCGAUUCCAUGCUUUGCCUCCGGAAUUGAUACGCAAAGUCGGGCAAGAUCCACACGCAGUCGGCAUCAUAGUUUCCGUCAUAUUUAUUCUGACCUAUUUCUCCGCAGUCUUUAUCCUAGCCAGCUUCGACCACCCUUCUCCGUCCCUCCUUCUCCUAGUCUGCAAGACAGCCCACGAAUGGAUGAUUCCCAUCCUCUACCACUCUCUCAAGUUCACGACCGCCGGACAGCUUUCAAAAUUUCUUUCGUCUCAUGACCUACCAGAUGACCUCAUGUGCUCGUCAUUCUCACCGCCAUCGUCGCGUCUAGGCCUCAUCCAAAACAUGCACAUCGGAGAAACACCAACAGACAAAGGCAACCUCUUCUACGGCUCGACCAGCUGGCCGCUCACGAUCAUCACCCGCCUGUUCUGGCUCGCGCGGUCGCUGAAGCGGCUUACGAUCCUCAACCUCGACCAGAAUAAGUGGCGUAUGCUCGAGCACGCGGUGCCUGGCACGCUCGAGUACCUCGCGCUGGGACCGAUACACGGGCCGUUUAGGCCGCAGGAUCUCAAGCAGGCGCCGCCGCUCAAGAUGUUCACGAGCGUGCUCACGUUCAUGCGCGACGACGAGGUGCAGGACGUCGUGUGUUACCCGACUAUGCGGCGCGUGCGGAGGAUCCUGGAGAGCUCGAGUAUGGCGCCGCACUGGGCGAUCGAGCAAGUGCGCUGUGUGAGUAAGAGCAAGGGGCUGGAGAGGAUGGAGAUGCUGCUGCUUGGUAGGUCGCAGUAUACCGAGGUGGUGGCGGUGGUGAUGGAGGAACAAGCGAAAGUCGUGUCGGCGGACCCGAGGGUGGUUAUUGAGAAGGACACUAGGGGUUGGGUGGCAAUUUUAUAUGACGAGUGGGAAGAUUGUAGACUCCAGUUUCUGCCGGAAACGCGCAAAAUUGUGUUAUUCUACCCAGAAACUUGGAGACCGAUGAAUAUAUUGAAGCUUUCAACUGCUGCGAAUCCGCUCACGGCGCCGCUCCCCAGAAAAGAGGGCAUAAGCCCCGCUGAGAGGGCCGCCGACCGGUUCUCCAUCUCAGGCAACGCGAUCGUGACCGGAGGUGCAGGCGGGAUAGGCCUCGCAUGCGUCCGCGCGCUGCUCGAGCACGGCGCAUCGGGAGUGUGCAUUUUCGACCUCGAUGCUCGGUUCUCGAGUCCGAGCGCCCAAGCGGAUCUACGCGCCAUCCACGCCGAGUUUCCUGAUAGAAAAAUCGUGGAGGAGGUGGUGAAUGUUUCGCAGGAGAAUGAUGUACGGCGCGGGGUCGAGAGUGCGGUGCAAAAGCUAGGUGGUGUGAGCGUGCUGCUGUGUGCUGCAGGGAUCGCAAAGGACUGCGAGGCGACGGAGAUCACGAUGGAAUUUUGGAGGCAGAUUCAGGAUACGAAUACGACAGGGUCGUUUUUGUGCGCCCAGGCGGUUGGGAAGGAAAUGAUUAAGCAGGGUCAAGGAGGGAGCAUCAUCCUCAUCGCGUCCAUUGCAGCGCACAGGGCCAUCUUCCCCAUCAACCACACUGCGUACUGCGUCUCCAAAGCCGGUGUCCUGCAGCUCACCAAGUCGCUCGCGGCCGAGUGGGCACGACACGGUAUCCGCGUGAACAGUAUCAGCCCAGGUUACAUUGAGACGCCGAUGACACAGGUGGAGGAGUUUGCACUAGGAAAGCGCAUUUGGGAGGAGCACAAUCCGAUGGGCCGCAUGGGUGUUGCGGAGGAGAUUGCAGGCCCGGUGGUUAUGCUAGCGAGCCCGGCGGGGAGGUAUGUGACUGGUGUGGAUCUGGUGAUUGAUGGUGAGUCUUUCUUGUUCACAGCUCCGAAUCCCCUCAGCUCUUCCUUUUUAUCCGACAACCAAGCCACGUCGCCUUACCACACCCAUCCAUACCCAACCCCAGGCAACAUGUCUACCGCAGCUACCUCUUCAUCGUCGACCCCAGCCAGCGUCGAUUCAUCCUGGAAAUCGGGCCUCCGACCUCCUCCAAAAGAUAUCCGCCCCCAGACGGAAGAUGUCACAGCAACAAAGGGCACAGAAUUUGAGGACAUGUUCCUCAAGCGUGAGCUCCUGAUGGGCAUCUUUGAGGCCGGAUUCGAGAAACCUUCUCCCAUUCAGGAAGAAGCCAUACCCAUUGCCCUGGCCAAACGUGAUAUUCUCGCCCGUGCAAAGAACGGCACUGGCAAAACAGCCGCUUUCGUCAUCCCAUCCCUCCAGCAAAUCGAUAUCACCAAGCCCAAGAUUCAGGCUCUUCUACUCGUGCCCACCCGUGAGCUUGCCCUCCAGACAUCCCAGGUAUGCAAGAUCCUCGGCAAACAUAUGGGCCUCCAGGUCAUGGUCACCACCGGCGGUACCACCCUCAAAGAUGACAUUUUGCGUUUAUCCGAGACCGUCCAUGUUCUUGUCGGAACCCCUGGCCGUAUCCUGGAUCUCGCAGGCAAGGGCGUGGCAGACCUUAGCGACUGCCCCGUCUUUGUUAUGGAUGAAGCAGACAAGCUUCUUUCACCAGAAUUUGCUCCUGUAAUGGAGCAGCUCCUUUCAUUCCUCCCCACAGACCGUCAGGUUAUGUUGUUCAGUGCCACCUUCCCAAUGAUAGUUAAAGACUUCAAGGAAAAACACAUGCGCAACCCCUAUGAAAUCAACCUCAUGGAUGAGCUUACCUUACGUGGUGUCACCCAAUAUUACGCAUACGUCGAAGAGCGCCAAAAAGUUCAUUGUCUCAAUACCUUGUUCUCAAAGCUUCAAAUUAAUCAAUCUAUCAUCUUUUGUAAUUCCACCAACCGAGUCGAGCUGCUCGCCAAAAAGGUGACCGAGCUAGGCUACUCGUGCUUCUACUCGCACGCAAAGAUGCUGCAGUCGCACCGCAACCGCGUGUUCCACGACUUCCGUAACGGUGUAUGCCGCAACCUCGUCUGCUCGGACUUGCUCACGCGCGGUAUCGACAUCCAGGCCGUGAACGUCGUUAUCAACUUUGACUUCCCCAAGAACAGCGAGACGUACCUGCACCGCAUCGGUCGUUCUGGGCGCUUUGGCCAUCUCGGUCUCGCGAUCAAUCUGGUCACGUAUGAGGACAGGUUUAACCUGUACAAGAUCGAGCAGGAGCUGGGCACGGAGAUUCAGCCGAUCCCGCAGACGAUUGAUAGGGGGCUGUAUGUCGCCCCGAGCGGCGGGGAGGAGUCGCAGGUGCAGAGAGCGCCUCAGCAGGCCAGGCAGCAGGUUGCGCCUGCGCCAGCUCCUGUUGCUGCUGCUCCUGUACAAAGGAACGGACAGCAGCAACCUCAGCAACAGCAACCACCCCAGCAGCAACAGCAGCAGCAGCAUCAACAACAGCAACAGAUUCCUGCGAGGCAGAACGGUGCACCUCAGCAACAGCCUAGGGGUCAACCCGCUUACCGUGGCGGCGUCCCUGUAGGCCGAUGA